Trachemys scripta elegans is the source of this 1671-nucleotide messenger RNA. Its product is annotated as transmembrane protein 68-like. Gene Ontology annotation, molecular function: acyltransferase activity. The record is from RefSeq and is a predicted model, not a curated record. Lineage: Eukaryota; Metazoa; Chordata; Testudines; Emydidae. Gene Ontology annotation, cellular component: membrane. The transcript is spliced from 7 exons. Bases 197 to 1189 code for a protein of 330 amino acids.
CCGGCGCGUGUCGCACCCAAUGGAGUCCGGAGGAUUUUGCCUCAGAGAGGAGGUGGCGCCGAUACUACCUGUCUCCCUGAGCCGACCCCGGGGGCGAGGGGAGCCGCCCUGGCGGGACCCGGACUCCGCGGGGGCGGCAGGUGGAGGAGCAAACCCGAAGCAGGGCUAGAGUCGCAGCCGCUGCCGGAGCGAGGAGAUGAUACAUAGAAAUGAAUCCUGUACUUCAGGGCAGGUACCUACGAGCUACUUAUGCUGCCUGAUUUACAUAUUGGAAGAAUGGACUGGUGUGGAGUACCUUGAGGACUAUCUGAAUUAUGUGGCCUACCUUUUAUGGGUGUUUACUCCACUCAUAAUAGUUUUUAUACUUCCUGGACUUAUCCUCCUCCUCCUCUACAUUUCCAUUAUUUUACUUUAUGUUUAUAAGAGGAAGAAUGAACUAAAAGAGGCUUAUUCCAAUGAUAUCUGGGAUGGUGCAAGGCAAAUGGUGGCAACUUUAUGGGAUGGACAUGCAAGAAUAUGGCACGGUUAUGAGGUUCAUGGUCUGGAAAAAAUACCAGAAGGACCCGGGCUUGUUGUUUUUUACCAUGGCGCAACUCCUAUAGACUAUUUCUACUUCUUGGCUAAACUCUUUAUACUGAAGAACAGAAUGUGCUAUACAGUAGCUGAUCACUUUGUCUUUAAAUUACCAGGGUUUAAACUUUUACUUGAUGUGUUUGGAGUUAUGCAUGGACCAAAGGAAGAAUGUGUUAAAGCUCUGAAGAAUGGCCACUUGGUGGCUAUCUCGCCAGGUGGAGUUAGAGAAGCACUCUUUAGUGAUGAAAACUAUGUUCUUGUAUGGGGUAAUCGUAUGGGCUUUGCUCAAGUGGCCAUUGAUGCAAAAGUGCCCAUCAUUCCUAUGUUCACACAAAAUGUUCGGGAAGGAAUUAGGACAUUAGGAGGAAUAAGAUUAUUUAGGUUGAUAUAUGAACGUCUUCGAUUACCCCUCGUUCCUAUAUAUGGAGAGUUUCCAGUCAAAUUUCGUACAUACAUUGGAGAUCCUAUUCCAUAUGAUCCAAAUAUAAAUGCUGCAGAACUGUCUGGAAAGGCAAAGGCUGCAAUCCAGUCUUUAAUAGACAGACAUCAGAAAAUACCAGGAAAUGUAUUUAGGGCUUUAAUGGAACGAUUUGAGACACAGCAGAAAGAAGACUAGUGUGUGGUGCAUAACAAACUACACAUUUACUUGUAAUAUUUUCAAAACUGUUUGUAACUUAUAUUAUUAUCCUCAAAAUUGAUUAUUAAAUGCAUUGUCUUAAUGAUAUUUCUUUUUUAAUGCAGAUGUUUUCUGUAUAGUUUAACAAGAGCUGUGAGCAAUGAUUUUUUUUUUUUCUUCCUCUGCAGUGACCAGUAUCAAACUUGAGCCCAAACUUGCAAUCUUACUCAGGUAAAAAUCUGACUAACGUAAUUAGCUUUGAAGUGCAGUCCUAUAUUGAAAAAUAACUUAGUGAGAAUGACAUUGGAGGCUUCCAUAUUCAUGGUCUUUUGAUAAUUUCCAUCUCAAAUUUCCACGUAAAAAAAAUGUUUGGUCUAACUGCCAAGCCUGCAAACUCAUGGUGGAUUCUGAGAUGCAAGCUAGAUUCGUUCUAUCUAAACACCAUUACCAGAAAUAGAGGUUCUCCCAACCAAAUAAAGCCC